AAGUGCGAUCUAGCGGUGGGGAUGUGAACUGCUCACUCUGUGUCAGUCUAGAGACAGCUCAGUUGCCGCGAGGUAUCAUUGCGCCGCGCCGCACGGUGUAGUGUUGUGUCAUCAUGAACAGGUUGCGCCACUGUGACGUCGUCAAGAUAUCUGACAGUGAGAAGGACAUAAUGAGCUCUCUCGUGUACUGUAUACACCACAAGGAGGGCUGUAAAUGGAAUGAUCAGCUUCGAAAACUAAAGGCACACCUGAACACCUGCAAGCAUGACGCCAUCCCCUGCACGAAUGCCUGUGGUGCGCAGAUCCCCCGUGUGCUGAUGGAAGACCACCUCAAGUAUACCUGCGCAGAACGUAUAGCACAUUGCGAGUUCUGCGGGACAGACCUAUCUGGAGCAGCUUUGGACAAACACACAGGAUCUUGCCCGCUGGAGCCUCUAUAUUGUGAGAACAAGUGUGGAAUGAAACUCCAGCGUCGACUGCUAGCCCGCCAUAAGUCAAACGAGUGUAGCAAACGGCUGGUGAACUGCCGCUACUGCACGCUAAGUUACGUAGCUGACACACUGCAGACGCACCACGCCGCUUGUGCCCGAGCCCCUGUGCCAUGCCCCAACCGUUGUGAGAUGGCUGUGGUACCCCGGGAAGACCUGGACAGCCACUUGCAGGACCAGUGUGCCUCCCUCCUUGCCCCUUGUGUCUUCAAGGAGGCCGGCUGCAGGUUCAAGGGCCUGAGAGGAGCACAGAUGGAACGUCACCUGGAGGAUAGUAGCCAACAACACCUGGUGCUGAUGUGUGGACUGGUCACCAGGCAGCAGCACCAGAUCACCAGUCUCAAAAGUGCACUGUCUCGCCUCUCCUUGAAUCACACCGGUACGCUAGUGUGGAAGAUAUCUGACUACUCAGCCAAGAUGGCCGACGCCAGAGCCAAGGAAGGCAUGGAGCUUGUGUCACCUCCGUUUUAUACCAGCCAGUUUGGGUACAAGCUGCAGGCCUCCCUGUUCCUCAAUGGUAACGGAGCCGGUGAGAACACCCACCUCUCCCUCUACAUCAAGCUGCUACCUGGAGAGUACGACGCUCUGCUGCGCUGGCCCUUCGCACAUUCCGUUGCCUUUACACUGUUCGACCAGAGCGAGAAGGCGUGCAACAUCGUGGAGAGUUUUGUGCCAGACCCAACAUGGGAGAACUUCCAGCGGCCGAGCAAGGAACCAGACACCCUCGGCUUCGGGUUCCCUCGGUUCGUCUCCCACGAAACCCUCACCAAGAGACACUUUGUCAGGGACGACACACUCUACAUCAGGGUGAAGGUGGAUCCUAGCAAGAUUGUGGCAGUCUAGCCGCACACACAAACCUCUCUCUUACCAAAGUCAUUAGAUGUAUCUUGUUUUAUACUUUUGUAAAUUUACAUAAAAUUUAUGUCUGUAUAUAUUGUUUUAUAGUACUUGAAAAUGUGAUGUAAUAAUAUUCUAUAUUGAGGAAUCGCAAAAAUAUUAAUGUUCAGUAUUGUUG
Molecule: messenger RNA, 1503 nt
Organism: Homalodisca vitripennis (glassy-winged sharpshooter)
Lineage: Eukaryota; Metazoa; Arthropoda; Insecta; Hemiptera; Cicadellidae
Gene: Traf4
Product: TNF receptor-associated factor 4
Exons: 7
Coding region: 114-1331 (405 amino acids)
Biological process (GO): tumor necrosis factor-mediated signaling pathway; regulation of apoptotic process; regulation of canonical NF-kappaB signal transduction
Cellular component (GO): plasma membrane signaling receptor complex
Molecular function (GO): protein binding; zinc ion binding
Source: RefSeq, a predicted model, not a curated record